CUAUUCACACAUUCUAGCGUGGCAAGCAAAUCCACUCGCUACCAACAAGUACUUACCUAUCCAUCUUCAACAAAUCCUUUGCGCUUUGCUUUGACAAUCAAAUUCAUUCUCAUCUUUCCAAUGGCUCUGUGCUUAUCGAAAUCUAGAAAAUUUUUGGCCCAUCUGAAACCAAAAAUGGGUGUUUUGGGAAUGAUGAACCUCAGUUCUUGGAGUUCUUGUUUGUCCCGAAAGCAGGCUUCUUUAUCCGGAAAUGGCAGAAUCCCACAUGCAUUUUUCUGGAAUAGGCCGCCCCUUUUCACGUCUCGUCGUUUUGAAUCUGUUAAAGCUGAUAUACAAUUGGGUUCUCUGCGUCCUGCUGGUGAUCCUCAGGUACUGAAUUUCCCUGGGGGAAUAGUUAAAUUUACUCCAGAAUUGAAAUUCCUAUCUGACUUUCCAGAGGAGAGGAUUCAUUGCUACCGAGUUCUUGAUGACAGUGGGCAGCCAAUAAGCAACAACUUUGUGCAGAUAGACAAGGACGUUGCUGUGAAGAUGUACAAAGACAUGGUCACGUUUCAAACCAUGGACACCAUCUUCUAUGAAGCCCAGAGGCAGGGAAGAAUUUCGUUUUAUGUCACUGCAAUUGGAGAAGAAGCCAUAAACAUUGCAUCUGCAGCUGCACUCACAAUGGAUGAUAUUGUCUUUCCUCAGUAUAGGGAGGCUGGAGUCCUACUGUGGAGGGGAUUUACCCUGCAAGAAUUUGCAAACCAGUGUUUUGGAAACAAAGGUGACAAUGGCAAAGGGAGGCAGAUGCCUGCUCAUUAUGGAUCCAACAAGCACAACUAUGUCACAGUUGCUUCGACAGUUGCUACUCAAAUUCCCCAUGCCGUUGGUGCUGCCUAUUCACUGAAGAUGGAUGGAAGAGAUGCUUGCACGAUUACUUAUUUUGGCGAUGGAGGCACUAGUACGGGAGAUUUUCAUGCUGCUUUAAAUUUUGCUGCUGUUAUGGAGGCACCUGUCAUACUCUUUUGCCGAAACAAUGGAUGGGCCAUCAGCACCCCAGUUAGUGAUCAGUUUCGAAGUGAUGGUAUUGUUGUCAGAGGUCAGGCCUAUGGAGUCCGUAGCAUCCGAGUCGAUGGUAAUGACACACUCGCUGUGUUCAGUGCUGUUCAUGUGGCACGCAAAAUGGCAAUUUCUGAAUCUAGACCUGUUCUAAUUGAGGCCCUCACAUACAGAGCAGGACACCACUCCACAUCAGACGACUCUUCCAAAUAUCGUCCAAUUGAAGAGAUAGAAUGGUGGAGAGCAGCUCAAGAUCCAGUCGCAAGGUUUAGGAAAUGGCUUGAAGGACAAGGUUGGUGGACUGCUCAAUCCGAGAUUGAACUCCGGGACCGCGCCCGUCAGGAGGUUCUACAUGCAAUUCAAGUUGCAGAGAAGGUCGAGAAACCUCCUAUAAGAGAAAUUUUCACAGAUGUGUACGACGUUCCGCCUUCAAACCUCCGGGAUCAGGAGAAAUCACUUAGAGGGACCAUUGAACGGCAUCCGCAGGAUUAUCCUCAUUUUCCAUUGUAGAUAACUACUCAAUGGCAUCAUAUUUGACCUUUAGGCCGUUAUCCUGGAAAAUACUGACAUUGGCUGCAGCUAUUCAUGAUGGUGAUAAUUUAUUCUAGAAAUCUUGUAAAUCCACCCUUUCCAUAAUAUGUUUCAGGAACUCAUAAAAUCCUGAUAGGGUGUCAGAAUGAAAUAAGCAUCUUGAAUUUAAUGGAGUUGGCGGACUAUCCCCAGAGCAUUCUAAAUUGCUUUA
Sesamum indicum (sesame) is the source of this 1780-nucleotide messenger RNA. Its product is annotated as 2-oxoisovalerate dehydrogenase subunit alpha 2, mitochondrial. Gene Ontology annotation, cellular component: oxoglutarate dehydrogenase complex. NCBI's taxonomy places the organism in Eukaryota, Viridiplantae, Streptophyta, Magnoliopsida, Lamiales, Pedaliaceae. Gene Ontology annotation, biological process: branched-chain amino acid catabolic process. Gene Ontology annotation, molecular function: oxidoreductase activity, acting on the aldehyde or oxo group of donors, disulfide as acceptor. The record is from RefSeq and is a predicted model, not a curated record.